AUGAGCCCAUCAUUGAUACCCGAUGUAAAUACAUUGCUCACAUCAAUAAUCAAACAUGGCAACAUCGACAUGCUCGAGCUAUACCUCAACUCAUCAUACCGAGCCAUGCCAACAGACAUCGUGUUGGACAACCUUUACAUUGCCAUCGACACUGGAAACAUACAGUUCGUGCGACUGUUGCUAAGCCAAUUGACAAUGUUCAUCCAUGAAGAAAGAGACAACAAUGGAGACAAGAUUAUCAAGUUCAGACGACGAAGUAUCAGUGUUGGCAUGUUGAGAAUGCUGCAUGAGGAGUUCAAAUGUCUCUAUUCCCUCAAAGAUCUGUGUAGGAGUGUACUGACACACUCAAUCAUUUGUAACCUGGCAGACAAUGUUGAGUACAUCAUGAACAACAUGCCAAUGGAGUUGGACCAUGGUAUAUUUAACUGGUACAUCAACAAAGAAGAGGGGCUGGUUAAAUGUGCCAAACAUGGAUACAUCACAACGUUCAAAGCAUUCGCCACGUCACCUGUUGGCGCCAAGUACCUCAGUAGAGAGGACAUUACAAACAUCAUCAUGGCCGCGUUCAACAAUGGACAGGAAGAAUUUAUCAAAUAUCUCUACAAGCUUCAUUUGGACAGUGGCCAUAAAGCAUUCAGAGGGCAGGCUAUGGCAGUGUUUGGAGACCCCGCACGUCAAGCAUGGUGA
Acytostelium subglobosum LB1 is the source of this 687-nucleotide messenger RNA. RefSeq lists its product as hypothetical. Bases 1 to 687 code for a protein of 228 amino acids. The record is from RefSeq and is a predicted model, not a curated record. NCBI's taxonomy places the organism in Eukaryota, Evosea, Eumycetozoa, Acytosteliales, Acytosteliaceae. The transcript has a single exon.